Molecule: messenger RNA, 720 nt
Organism: Schistocerca piceifrons (Central American locust)
Lineage: Eukaryota; Metazoa; Arthropoda; Insecta; Orthoptera; Acrididae
Exons: 1
Coding region: 1-720 (239 amino acids)
Source: RefSeq, a predicted model, not a curated record
AUGUCGCCGUACUGCCAAAAAGAUGGCAACGUGCUCAGGGAGCACUUCAGAAAUACCUACACUAAAACCGACUUAUCUGUUACAGAUGCACCAGCUGCUGUCCCGGACUUUGCCGCCACCACACCUCGUGAUGUCAGCGAGGAGGUCCUGCCGCCGAUCACCGCCACAGAGGUGCAACAACGGCUCCAGAAGGCUAGUAAUACUGCUCCUGGGUCAGACGGAGUCACCUACUCAGACUUGCGACGUGAGGAUCCUGGCUGCCAUGUGCUAGCUAAGAUCUUCUCGCGCUGCUGGAAUGAGCGGAAGACUCUAGUGCAGUGGAAAGUAUCCACUACCGUCCUCAUCCACAAGAAAUGGGACGUCUCGGACGUGACGAACUGGCGGCCUUUAGCAUUGAGCUCAACCAUCUCUAAGGUCUUUGCUGCAAUCGUUGCGGAUCGUACAACCCUCUGUGCAGAACGUUUGAACCCCGUCUCCCCAGAACAGAAGGGUUUCCGCACUUUUGGUGGCUGCUAUUACUUCAUCGUACAGACGGCGAUUGAUGAUGCAAGGCGCAGGGGAGGCAAAGCAUGCUUUGCUUGGCUUGAUCUAGCGAAUGCUUUCGGCUCAGUGCCUCACGCUCACCUCCUUGUAGUACUGAGCAGGAUGGGACUACCAGAGCAAUUGCAUCAGCUAAUUGCCGAUGUUGCUCGACCCACGUCCGGACAUCUGACGGACUAA